AUGGGCGAAGUAUUCAACUUCUGGAGCGUCCGUCUAUAUCGCAAACUUGAGUGGCCGGACCCUCACGGCCUUUGCACAAAUGACCAUUUCCAACCCCUGUUCCCCAGAGGGGGCUUGAUCUUACUCGCCGAGGACAUCUUCCAAGAUCUGAAAAAAACCACUAUUCUCAUAUACUGGUUUCUCCAUUUUCCCCAAAGAAAGGAUUGGAAGCUUGUCCUUCCCCCAGACGCCUGGAAACGCCUGCAAGGACAACUUCAGCAGGCAAAAGACGACGAGGAAACCAAGUUUUUGUUAUCCAUUAUCGUCUCAAUCAAGAAAAUCAAUUCGAUUGACGAGAGAUAUCCCUACUUUCAGGAAAACAGCCUACGCCCCAGCGAGAUGCAUGAACCGAACAGCAACAUUGUUUCUCUUCCCAUAGCGGGUUAUGGUUCCCGCUCCGAGGAUGACUACCCGGCGAUCCCGAAGGGCCUUUCGCAACAAGAGCGAGAUAUGGAUCAUCUAGCCGAAGCGUUUGCAGGUUGGACGCUAACAAAAUCAGCUUGCUUUCGGCGAAUGAUCAUUCUUUCAUCUGUGCAAUCACCACCUCUACGAGAGCGCUGGCGAAGUUGGGGCCAUAUCAUUCUUUUGGAGUCUGAUGAUUUCUUCACAAAAUUCAAAGUUCGCGAGCAUGUGAUCAUGGAAAGCCUUCUUAAAGAAAGACGAUUAAGCCAAACCGCAAAUUCCCCUGCAGAGACGACCCCAGGUACCCCAGCAACCCCAGCGGAUCCUCCAGUCGAUGCCGAUCCAAGCGACUCCUGGAAGCGGCCCUCCGAAAUUCGUCAAUCCGGCUCAUACAGAUGA
Penicillium waksmanii is the source of this 840-nucleotide messenger RNA. RefSeq lists its product as uncharacterized. NCBI's taxonomy places the organism in Eukaryota, Fungi, Ascomycota, Eurotiomycetes, Eurotiales, Aspergillaceae. The coding region runs from base 1 to 840 and encodes 279 amino acids. The record is from RefSeq and is a predicted model, not a curated record. The transcript has a single exon.